AUGGGCGCAUUCACUUGGAAGUCAGUACUUCUUCCGCCUAUCUUCGCCCUUGCUCUCUACGCCUUGACAACCUACCUCGUCCUCCCUUACUACCGCCACCUCCGCGCGCGCUCCUCCUACAGCCUGCUACCUUCCUCGCAAUCAUCUUCCAACAAUCCAUCCCUCACCACCCGCCUCCUCUCUCGCAUUCAAGCCCUUGUCGGCCGCUCAAAGCGACGCGCCAGCUCGAAUAGCUUGCUCGGCGAUGAAGAGUUAGAAGAAGGAUUCGACAAUCUCUCCGACGAGGUGAUUCGAGGAAGAGAUGAUGUGGCUGUGGACUCGGAUACGGAGGGUGACACGAGAUUAAGUCGUGAGUUGGAGGCAACAAAGGGAAAGCCACGACCCGUCGAAUGCUCAGCUCAGAUCCUGUCCUACCCAAUCGCCGAGCGGCUCGAAGAUAGCUUCUGCGUCGUGGAGUAG
Messenger RNA from Letharia lupina, 459 nucleotides. RefSeq lists its product as uncharacterized. The transcript has 3 exons. The coding region runs from base 1 to 459 and encodes 152 amino acids. The record is from RefSeq and is a predicted model, not a curated record. NCBI's taxonomy places the organism in Eukaryota, Fungi, Ascomycota, Lecanoromycetes, Lecanorales, Parmeliaceae.